AAAAAUAAUAAUAAGCUUUGAUAUAUUUAAGUUAGAAAAUGUACAAAAUAUCUUCAUUUAACAUUAUUUUUACUUAAUAUUUUUACUAAUGAUUUUUGGCGUAAAAGAAACAUCAAUAACUGUGACUCAUGCAGUUUAUUGUUGGCUAUUGCUACAAAUAUACGUUUGUUACUUGUGACAGGUUUUGUUCUCAAGGGUCACAAAUGUUCAAAUUUGAUUUAAUGUUAUAACAAUAAUGUUGCGGCGUAUCGGAGACGUCACCGCUGACGUCACCGCGUACCGUGGAACUACAACUACUGGAGCGACACGACCGAGUGCGUGCUGCCGCGCGCUUCAACGUUACUCCUCUUCUUAACCGGUGUAUGGCUGCUCUCGUAACUUAACCCCGUCAGCCGGCAAUGAGCGUACGCCGUCGCUCACUUUUCUCUCCAGGAAAACACCGUCGGACCGGCUGCUUCCCUCCUAUCCCUUGCACUUCCGGGUGUCGAGCGAGCGUCUUUUCCCGAGGAUCAGCUGUGAUACUGAAUGAGCAAAAGGCUGUGCUCCCGGUAAUCGCAGGGCACGGUUAAAGACAGCGUGGCAGGAGGAUUCCCGUUGCUGCCGCUCAUAUCAUCUCUUCUGAGCAGCUGUAUGAGACAUGUGUCCUGUCUCUCUGAGCUGUUUUGGGUCUAUGAUAGUGUGAUGACGCUCUGCUGAGCUCUGAGUUACACUGAGAGAUCGUCGCGCUUUUCUCUAUUUUGCGCAUCCCACCGGCUGGAGAGCGACGCGCACGCGAGAGCCUGGCGGUUUUUCAUUUUUUAAUGAGGAUUCAAGUAUUACCGGUUGGACAAUGAAGAAGUUCUUCGAUGCCCGUCGGGAGAUGGUGAGCUCCGGACCCGCGCCUGUAGCCGCUGCGGGGGGCGGCGCGGGGUCCGGCGCGUUUAUCGGACGCGUUUUCUCUGUCGGACGAUAUCAAGUGACCGUGGAGGAGACUGUGGCGGAGGGUGGUUUUGCUAUCGUUUUUCUGGUGAGGACUCAUCAGGGCGUCCGCUGUGCACUUAAGAGAAUGUAUGUCAACAAUGAACAUGACCUUCAAGUAUGCAAGAGGGAAAUUCAGAUUAUGAGGGACCUGGUGGGGAACAAAAACAUUGUUGGUUUCAUGGACUCCAGCAUCACAGCAGUCGGUUCAGGAGAUGUUUGGGAAGUUCUCAUAUUGAUGGACUUCUGUCGAGGUGGGCAGGUCGUGAACCUGAUGAACCAGCGUUUGCAGACUGGAUUCAGUGAGACGGAGGUGCUGCAGAUCUUCUGUGACACAUGUGAAGCUGUCGCUCGACUACAUCAGUGCAAAACUCCCAUCAUCCACCGGGACCUGAAAGUGGAGAACAUCUUGCUGCAUGACAGAGGACAUUAUGUGUUGUGUGAUUUUGGCAGUGCCAUUAACCGCUCCCAGAAUCCACAAACAGAAGGUGUGGCGGCCGUAGAAGAAGAAAUCAAGAAGUACACUACGCUUUCGUACCGGGCCCCAGAAAUGGUGAAUCUCUAUGGGGGCAAAGUUAUCACUACUAAAGCAGAUAUAUGGGCUUUGGGCUGCUUGUUGUAUAAGUUGUGUUAUUUCACGUUGCCGUUUGGAGAGAGUCAGGUGGCCAUCUGUGACGGCAGCUUCACCAUCCCAGACAACUCUCGCUACUCACACGACAUGCACGCUCUCAUCCGUUACAUGCUGGAGCCAGACCCUGACAUAAGGCCAGAUAUCUACCAGGUGUCAUAUUUCGCCUUUAAACUGGCACGGAAAGAAUGCCCAGUACAGAAUAUCCACAAUUCACCCAUUCCAGCAAAACUCCCAGAUCCAAUCAGAGCCAGUGAAGCCGUGGCCAAGAAGAGCCAAAACAAAGCCAGGCUCACUGAUCCAAUCCCUGCGACGGAGACCUCCAUAGCACCACGGCAGCGUCCCAAGGCUGGCCAGGCUCAACCAAUCGCAGGCAUCCUGCCCAUCCAACCAGCCCUCACCCCUCGUAAAAGACCCAGUGCACCUGUGGGACCCGGCCAGCCAAUCAGUGUUAACAGUGCUCCCCAGCCUGUUUCCCAAUCACAGGUUCCUGUCGCACAGCAACAAGCCACGCCCACUCCAAUGCAGGCCACGCCCUCUCCACCCCAGGCCACACCCCAACAUGCACAACUUUUUGUGCAGCAGCAAAACGCAGCCUUCUUUACUGCUCAACACCAGUCUGUUGGCGGCAGUCGUGGGGUGCAUAAAGUCGGCUCCUUGACUCCACCCUCUUCUCCCAAGACCGCCCCAAAAGGAGGCCACAGGCGAAUCCUGAGUGAUGUCACACACAGCACCAUAUUUGGAGUUCCUGUGAGCAAGUCCACUCAACUGCUUCAAGCUGCUGCUGCAGAGGCCAGCCUCAACAAGUCCAAGUCAGCUAGCACCACUCCUUCUGGUUCUCCGUGUUCAUCACAGCAGAGUGUUUAUCAGUCAGGGGAGGCUUCUGGCCCCUCUGCUGGAGCCACAGCAUCCUGGAACCCCUUCGGCGAUGACAAUUUCUCUAAACUCACAGCGGAAGAGUUGCUCAACAAGGAUUUCGCCAAACUGGAUGUUAAGACAGCCGAGAGAUCCUGCCCUGAAAAUCUGAUUUCUGGGCUGCAGUCUGUGUCUUCAAAUAAAGGCUUUCUCCAGGGAAGAGAGAAGUUGAUUGAGGGUUUGAAGUCUCCAGAGCCCUCUUCCUCCCUGAUUCUCCCUGACCUUCCCUUGAAUGACCCCUUCAGCCCUGCAGACUGUAUUCAUGCUGAGAUGGAUUCUCUGAUCCCUGGUCUGGAUCCACUACAGACUGAUCCUGGGUCAGCUGCACUACUAGAACCUUUGGUUGGACAGGAUUCUCUUUUGGACGGGCCGCUUCUCUCCCACCCCUCUUCUGGGGAUCUAAUACUGGCCUCAUCCCCCUCAUCUCUCUCUACACCAUCUAUGGACCAGUUUACUAUUACUGCUUUGAGCACUGGGCAGUUCCACCAGGCCUCUGAUUCGGUUCACCAGGCUCUCUCAGGCUUCCAGUCCUCUGAGACUGGGGACCAAAGCUCAAGUAACCAGUUUGACCCAAUUCCAGUGCUUCUCUCCAAAAGCUCCAGCCAAGAAGCCAGAAGCAAGGGUGAUGGAUAUGGAUCGCAUUCGGAGGGAGGAGACCUCGAGAACCCUGUGGAGGAGGGCUGUCUUCAUUCCAGCGAUGAAGACGAUGGAGAAACCGAAGGAGGGAGGUCACAGGUGAGCGGCGAAGAAACGCCAAGUCUGGACUGCAGCGGCUCCAGACCGCUACUUCAAGACUCGGAUGACGAUGACGACCAAAGUCCCGCAUCUUCCAGAAACCUCCAGAUGUCGUCCCAAUCCGAGGGACCCGUUGAGAACCAGUCCACGCUGGCUUCUCAGAACCACUCGCCACAGCUGGUGUCACAAGCCCAACAUUCGGGCGCGGAUCAAAGCCUCGACAUCUUUUCCAAAGCUCCGUUUCGAAUCGGACAAGACCUAGAAGGCGACGGGGACGUGUUCGCAAAUGCGCCGUUUCCUCGUCUUCCAGCUCCGGAUAUUUUCCUGCAGGCGCCCUUUGGGAGAAAGAAGGAAGCUUCUGGGAAGGUUUACACCAAUCCAGGUUCUUCCCUUGACCAGAGCAUCCUCGGCCAAGUGAGCCCUCUGCCCUUUCGACCCCAGGCACUUUCUAAGUAUUCCCGACACUACGAAGAACCUGUGAACACAGCCCCUGAACACAGUCUGUCGUCUGAUGGGACGUCCUCUGACCCCUUCGUCUCAGCACCCUUCCAUCUUAAGGGCCGCCAGGAUAAACGCUGAGAGAACGGCGUCUGUAAAGCCGCACCGUACUUUAGCCCCCUAAAAGAUUUGAGCUUAACAUAAUAAAAUGCUGUAUACCGAGUCUAAUUUAUUCAAGAAUGAAGCACAUUUAUGGCCUCUGGCUGUCUAUCUCUGGGUCAGCGUUCGAUUGUGUGACAUCUUUUGCUACCUCAGAUCAUUCUCAGGCCGUCAAGCUUCAUUUCUGUCCUGCGUAUGUACCACGUCCACAGAAACCUGAUUUAGCAUGUUGUUUUACAAAGACGUUGGGUUGACUUCGAUUAUGAGCAUGAGCUUAAAAAAUGAUUUACACCAUUAUGAAAUGUUUGUAUUAUUGGCCAUCCGUUUACGGACGGUACUUCUACUAUCAAGGUAUGCCAGACAGUUUGGUAUAGCUCAGAUCUGGCAAGAGUCGUUCAUCUUAAAACAAAAAGAAAAAGAAAGAAAAAGAAACCGGGAAACAUUCAGUCUAACUAUUGAUGAAAUAUAUGUUGAUGAUUUGGUUUCUCAAAACACACACGAAGGUGUCAGCAAACAUUUUAAAUGAAUUAUUUGUUUUCAUAUCCAGGUCACAUUUCACUCCAAAUGUAAAAGAAAUGGAUUUUAAGCACCAAAUUGUAACAUUUUCAUUAAAAGUUUCCCUCCAAAUUAUUUAUUUUUUUGACGUUUGUUCUUUUUAAAAAAAAAAUCAAUUCAGUACAAGAGUACUACCAUCAUGUGUACUUUAUAAAAGUGCUUUAUAUUUUAAAUAAAAUAUCACUAUGUGUGUGUGUGAAUAUAUAUAUUCUAUCUUAAUGGUCCUAAAAUAAGCUUCAUUUUCAUUAAAUAAAUAUAUAUAUAUUUUUUUUUACCUUUCUUUUGAUUUUAGGGUCACAUGUGACCUGGACAAAAUAUGGCUGUCAAAUUCAUUAUUAUAGCUAUGCGUAUUUGUUAUAUUUGCAUGGCUGAAUGUGGAAAGCAUGCAACUGUCAAACUUUGCCUUCACUUAAACAUCACUAAAAAGUGUCUGCAAAAACCUGAAUGUAUUGCAAUUUUGACAUUAUGUCUGACAGUUUCAAAAUAUUUUUAUUUUUUCUUAUCAAAAAACCCUUUAGAUUAUCCAUGUUUUCAUUCUGACUGCUCAAGAGUUUGCUCCAGCUGAGUAUUUUCCUGAUAAUCAUGUUUAGCAAGAAAGCCAAUGAAAAGUUAGCAGAUAUAAGCAACACCGAAUCUAGUGCACAGUAUAUUCAUGAAAGUGAAAGCUAGUAUACAGUGUUUAAAACGAUCUUAUGAUGUUUUUUGUUCAUUAAGCACAUUAGUGCUGGGCUCACACUAAACAGCUGGAUGUUAAAUCCUAUUAAUGCUGGAUUAUAUUGCACAAGACUGUAAUGAAAUGUGUUAUUUAAUUUCUAGUUCUCAAUACACAUUCCCUUUAUGAAGUUUAAACACAGGCAGCUCUAGUACCAAGACGCUGUUAUCUCUGCUUGUCACAAUGUACAAUAAAUCAGUUAUUAAUUGCAAUGUAUGUACAUGCAGAUAUGCUCAUAUUCAGUCCGAUCCCAUGAAACACGUUUCUUUUGCUGCAUAGGUUUUCAGUACACCUGUAAGAAUUAGGCAGGUGCAUCACACACUUUUCACUGAUACUAAGAGUUAUGGGAUAAAGUUUCUAUUACAAGUGGUGCGGAAAGGUGUUUUACAGGAGUUUGAGAUUGGGGAUUGUUCAUAUUUUUUAUGUUUAAUGUCGAAACAGCCAUGAUUGUAUGGUGGCCUUUUGAAUGAAUCCGGAAGGAGCUUGUCUUUUGAAAUACUUGAGUUAUGCAAAACACUCGCUGGUGUAGAAUGUGUAUGUAAUAAUAAACCAAACCUGUUUAAAAGAU
Carassius auratus (goldfish) is the source of this 5667-nucleotide messenger RNA. It is a transcript of the gene aak1a, whose product is annotated as AP2 associated kinase 1a. Gene Ontology annotation, biological process: protein phosphorylation. The record is from RefSeq and is a predicted model, not a curated record. Gene Ontology annotation, molecular function: protein kinase activity; ATP binding. Bases 830 to 3814 code for a protein of 994 amino acids. NCBI's taxonomy places the organism in Eukaryota, Metazoa, Chordata, Actinopteri, Cypriniformes, Cyprinidae. The transcript has 19 exons.